UUUCUUUUGUUGAUAAGGUAUUUUCUAGUAGAAUUCAAUAUUGAUAGACAUGUUUGAACAGUUUUUUUUUUAUCUUCAAAGUAUUUAUUUUAAGGCAGCUGCUACCAACACACUGAAGCAUUCCGAGACACCUUUUUGCUCCCCAAGACGUGAUGUUCCUAUAAAACGCAGCUUUCCUUCGAGUGCUCAGGCAGAAUGAUAAAAGAAGCGGCAAAAUAAGUUUGCUUUCGUGGAAUUGUGAAAUAUCGCUUUCUAGUCUUAGUCGAACAUCCAACGUAAUUAUCACUGAGGCAACAGGCAAUUUUCCGAAAGCUCCUUUUAACGCCGAAAAUUAAGAUUUAAACCGAACAGUAAGAUGAGAGACCUUAAGCAUCUGCUUUUACUUGCCUUCGCAAUAAUAAACGGCAUCGGAGGGUCACAUUCGCAGAAACCUCCUUUAGGCGAAGGCACAAAAGUGUGCGGUAAUAACGAUUCAUUUCGCAAAAACGUCAAAAUCAAUUACAAAAACGAAGAAGGGAAAUGGCUAUUUCGUCAGCCCUCGGUCAAGGUCUUCAAGGACCUUUUUAUUCAGGAGCAGUAUGCUCCUCUGGAUAGUCACGCGAUCCACGAUGGUGGAGUUUCCUUGGAGAUGUGCAACAGUCUCGAGGAUUUGUUUCGAGCUCAUUUCCGUCAAUUUCAGUUCGAAGGGUUGGAGAAGCCUUGGCAAAUUUUCACUAACGGUUGGUCCGACGAUGACACUGCUGAAUAUUUCGGAAUCCCGCAUCGGUACUUGAACAACGUGAAUUUUUGUUACCUUCUUGUAACGAUUCAAAAAGAACGUGACAGUAAACAGCUUUGGGGCUCGAUAGAGGAUUAUAAAGUGGACGACUCUGUUGCCACUGAAGUGAACAACAUCGACGCAAGCUGCGACGUCCAAACGAGGAACAGAAUUUCCAGCUUUCUCAGUGACGUUGGCUCCCAUUACAUUCACUCUUACACUACUGGAAAUACCCUUUAUCAGGUCUUAGUUUACCCAAAAUCUGUUUACAAUUCCUUCACUAUGGAACCUUCCAAAGAUAGAUUCGUAAGAAAUUUGGCAAAAGAUUACGAGCGAACUGAAUACCAUGGAACUAUAAAAACAGCUAGUGGAAAUCGCACCGUCGAAGCUUGGGCGCAUCAACAUUUACACGUUAAUCAUUAUGCUAAUCCUUUCGAUGUGUUGUACGAUUACGUGUAUUGGAAUCGAACGAAGUUUCAACAGCUGAGUAGGCAGCUCGAGGAGGAAGUUAUCGUCCAGUUGAAUCUCCGAUCGACGCUUCCAUUGUUCAAAGAACGUGCUCAACGCAACUGCGUUCAGGAAGUUCUUGAUGACGAAUUGAAUAAUUCCAUGUUUUCGGGCAAGAACCCGACGUAAUUCGUUCCCCCUGGUAAGGAUUGAAUUCGGGUUCGAGUGGAUUCUUCAUGACGUCGGAGAGGAAAGAUUUGGAAUAAUUUUGCAGAGAAUAUUUGUUAUUUAGAAAAAGCCUCAGAGUUGGUUGGGUGGCUUUCAUGUGCAAAUAUAUGAAAACCAAGAUCGCUGCUGAUAAGGAUAAUUAUAAGAUAAUUAUGAGCAAAAAGCGAGAAUCGAUUGUUAGCAAUUGCUUAACGAUAAGAUUACAAUGAAUAGCAAAUGAUUAUUGUUUACACACGAAUUUGAUAGCUCGCAAGGCCGGAGUCUGGGCGGUCGAAAACUUUACAAAUAACGAUGACAAUUACCAUUAGCAGUGAGAAAAAGAAGUUGAGAAAUAUACGAUCGCUCUUCUCCAAACACAUUUCUGACGAGUGCUCCCACUAAAAGUAAUAAGAGAGCCUCACAUAAAUCUUCCAAUCAAAUUACAAUAACCCGUAAGAUGCUAAUUAAAAUGAAAAUUCAUAAAAUAACGAAUAUCUUUGUCCUAAGAAACAACGAUGAGAAUAAAAAAUGAGAAACCGAAAAAAUCCCUAUGCGAAAGAAAAACUUUAAAUUAAAAAAAAAAUAAAAAAAAAAAACAAUGAAAAAAAAAAUGAUUUUUGCCUACUCUACAGGAUUUUGCCGAAAAUGUUAAAUGCCGAUUCCAGAAUUCAGUGACUUUUGUGUAAGUGGUGUAUUCGGUGGCGAUAACGAAAGUUCAAAGAGUUUCUCGUAUUCGAUUUAUUACUGACAAGCAGAUGCGAUAACGACAUAAAUGUCUCGAAAUUUCUAUAAUAAACGGUGCCUUAACUAGUUCAGAUAGUAGUUGAGAGAAAAAGUAUGAGACACGUGCCGAUUAAUCUCUCAUGGGAAAAAUUGAGCGCGACUCGUCCGUCUCAUGAGGCAGGCGACCUUGUUGUUGUAAAACUCUGCAUUCAAAUGUAAAUGAGCGAUUGUAUUAAGUAGAAAUAAUGAGUCACAAAGAGUCGUUGCGGGUUGGACACUUACUGGGCGUUUCAUAUUUGCAGCUUGAAAUUUGCAGUUCGCAUAUAUUUUUGAAAUGGAUCGACCUCGUCAUCGUAAAACUUCACUCGAGUUGCACAAUUGUUUCAAAGACUUAAAAGUACUCAGAAGAUGCUCUGAGUCACUCUCAGUACCGAGAAUGAAUUAUUCAUCGCAUCCAAAGCUCUGAUUUUGGCGGAAAAUUUCACGAACCUGCCACCAGGAUUUUCAAGGUCAGUGAGCAGCUGCCAAAGACUCACUGCCCCUACAAUGACGCUCCGACCAAUCACAGCUUUCGUUGAAGAGUGCAACGCCGCACCAAGCGAGUACCAAAACAUCAUUGUCCCCCCUCCCCGACACCUCGAAAAGCCUAUGGAAAGCCAGCACCCUGAUUUCCAUCGGAUCUGCUCGAUCCAGUGAACAAUUGACAGCAGCAUCGUAUGCCAGGUGCCAGUUUGCAUCGUCUGAAAAGUUUGAUUGACUUUACUUUGAAGAAUUUCUGUCCAGUCAAGGGACGAUAAAAUUGGGAAAAAUCGGGAUUUGAGUGAAAUAAAUCAGCAAGUGUUAUCAAGUGUUUGAUCUUCCACCGCAGAAGUUGAUAUAGCCAGGAUGGAUUUGAAUAUCAAUGGUUACAACAUCGUGAACUUCAGCAUACUUGGAGCAUAUGGAAAUUACGUGUAUCUUGGAGCAAAAUGGAAGAAUGAAACAUUUUUUGUUUGGAUAAAACCUGAACAUCCGGAUUCAGAAUUACCAGAAAUGUGGCAAGAUCUUGGAUAUCAAUGGCAUGGCGACGAAUUGUACUUAGAAAAUAAAAAACAGCCGACUGUAUCACUAGAAAUGGCUUUGAGAAUGUUUUAUGGAUUUAUUAUGAUGACACAGAGAAAAGCUAUACUCGUUUCUCAUUCUGCGGAUUUCGAAGUCAUGGCUCUCCUUCGAGCCUUUCAAUACACGGGAGCAGGUGACAUGUUUCGUGACUGUAUAGACGGCUUCGCAGAUUCCCUUCUGAUUUUAAGAGCCAAAUUGCGCGAUCGGAAACACCUCAGUCAAUUUGGAUUGACGACUCUAGCAAAAGAUUUACUUGGGAAAGAAUAUUCAGGAGUAGUCGACGAAGUGGCACUUCUUUUAGAUGUUCUGGCGGAGCUUACAACUGAAAUCAUAGAACCAUCUGAUUUCAAAGGGUUCAUUACACCCUACGAAGAAGCUCUCACAAAUGAAACUAUAGAAGAAGUCUAGACUGUAUCUGACGGUUCUAGAACAUCAACGUUCUGCAACCGAUUUCUUUGUAUUAUUUAUCAACGAAUAAAAUUUUAACUGGUGCAAAGAA
Messenger RNA from Venturia canescens, 3734 nucleotides. Its product is annotated as torso-like protein. The record is from RefSeq and is a predicted model, not a curated record. The transcript has 3 exons. Bases 356 to 1393 code for a protein of 345 amino acids. NCBI's taxonomy places the organism in Eukaryota, Metazoa, Arthropoda, Insecta, Hymenoptera, Ichneumonidae.